ACCAGAACAGAUUCUGAUAACACCACCAUUUCCGUGAGCGCCCCUACCGGAGACAACGUCGUUUUUUAUAUGGCUCCUCGCUUCUCAUCGGACGACAAUGUACCAUCCAACACCACUGCGGUGGCCAUUGACAAAGACAAGAACAGCUCACACGCCGUUCGUUGGGCUAUCGAUCAUCUCGUCACCUCCAAUCCGCUCAUCGUAUUGAUCCACGUUAGGAAUAGAAACCAAGGUGAAUGCGAACCUGAUAACGACGUAAGCCAGCUUUUCGUCCCUUUUCGCGGCUACUGCGCUCGCAAAGGGAUUCAAAUGAAGGAGGUUGUCCUUGAGGAUGCUGAUACCUCUAAAGCACUUUUGGACUACAUUAGUAGAAACUUGAUUAACACCAUAGUCCUUGGUGCAGCAACCAGGAGUGCAAUAUCAAGUUACUUGUCUUAUAGGAAAUUCAAAUGUGACAUCCCGACUGCCUUGAUCAAAUCUGCACCAGAGUUUUGUUCCGUGUAUGUGAUUUCCAAAGGUAAGAUAUCCAACGUGCGAACAGCACAACGACCUGUGUCGAAUACCGUUGCCCCACCAAAGGCACCUCUAGGAAUGCCACCACAGAUUCCAUUGGAUCAAAGUGAAGAUGAUGGAUACAGAGGAUAUAAUAUGAAGGGAGUACCUGGAAAUGCGGGAUUGGAGAGACAUUCCUUUGAUAAUUCCUCAAGAGUGCCUAUACGAGACAGACCCAGAAGCUCUCCAGGAAACAUGUCAUUGGACAUUGAUGCAGCCCGAGGAUCAUCAGCAUCUAGACAAGAUUCUUUGUAUAAUGACAUUGAAUUUCCAGGAAAACAUUCCCUCGGAUCUGUUUAUAUAUCUGAUCAAGAUCUAGAAUUCGAUGUGGGUUCAAGCAGCCAUUCUGAUACAUUUCAACAAAGUUCGCAAGACAUAGAAGAUGAAAUGAGAAGGUUAAAGCUUGAACUUAAGCAAACCAUGGAUAUGUACAGCUCGGCUUGCAAAGAAGCUCUUACAGCCAAGAAAACGGCCAAUGAGCUUCAUCAAUGGAAGAUGGAGGAGGCUCGCAGGUUUGAGGAAGCCAGGCAAGCUGGAGAAGCAGCUCUUGCCAUGGCAGAGAAGGAGAAGGCUAAAUGCAGAGCUGCCCUUGAAGCAGCUGAGGCAGCACAGAAACUAGCAGAGAUGGAAGCAUAUAGAAGAAAACAAGCAGAGUAUAAAGCUAAGCAAGAGUCAGAUGAGAAAAAUCGAGCUUUGCAUGCGUUGGCAACUAACGAUGUCCGGUACAGAAAAUACACCAUAGAAGAAAUUGAAGAAGCUACUGAAAGUUUCGCAGCAGAAAACAAGAUUGGAGAAGGAGGUUAUGGACCUGUGUAUAAAGGCAAACUUGAUCACACUCCAGUUGCCAUCAAAAUUCUGAGACCAGAUGCUGCUCAAGGGAAGAGACAAUUCCAGCAAGAGGUUGAGGUUCUUUGCACCAUUAGACACCCUCACAUGGUCCUCCUACUUGGUGCCUGCCCCGAGUAUGGAUGCUUGGUAUAUGAAUACAUGCACAAUGGCAGCUUAGAGGAUAGACUAUUUAGAAAAGGAAAUACUCGUCCACUUUCAUGGAGGAGACGAUUUAAAAUAGCUGCUGAAAUUGCAACUGCACUUCUGUUCCUUCACCAAUCAAAGCCAGAACCACUAGUGCACCGAGACCUUAAGCCUGCUAACAUUCUCCUCGACCGCAAUUUUGUGAGCAAAAUUAGUGAUGUUGGCCUAGCACGGCUAGUUCCCCCUUCUGUAGCUGACAGUGUAACACAAUAUCACAUGACUUCAGCAGCAGGGACCUUUUGCUACAUAGAUCCUGAAUAUCAGCAAUCAGGCAUGCUAACGACUAAAUCAGACAUAUAUUCUCUAGGAAUAAUGUUGCUCCAGAUUAUUACAGCCAAGCCUGCGAUGGGUAUUGCUCACCAUGUUGGCAGGGCCAUUGAGAAAGGAACUUUAGCCGAUGUACUUGAUCCAGCUGUGCCAAAUUGGCCACUUGAAGAGGCUUUAUCAUAUGCUCGGUUGGCAAUACAAUGUGCAGAGCUGAGGAAGAGGGACAGACCAGAUCUUGCCACCGUUAUAGUGCCAGAACUUAACCGAUUAAGGGACAUUGGAUACAGCAAUAAUGGUUCUAACAGUUGUGGUUAUUACCAAGGACAGGGCAGCAGUGAUCAUAGCCAAGGAUUCUACACAUGUGGCGCUAGCCGUGCACUCAGUAGUAGUGAUGCUUUUUGCACUGCAGUUUCAAGUUCGAGGUUGUCAUUACCAAGUCAGGAAUUAACGACCAAGUCUGCAAACUCGGAACCAGAUGGCGCUUCUGACUGAAGUUCCGGAUGAGAGUGAACCAACAUUGUUUGUGAACAAAACGGAAAGGAAACGAUUCUGGAUUAUUCAAAUACGACACCGGGAACACGUACAUGGCACUUGCGAGAAGAGCUGCUUUUGAAAAGCAAGCCAUAAAGCUGCUCAACUUUUUGGUCUUGCAGAGGUGAUCAUUAGCAAAGAAAAAUCCAAUGAAGGGGCUUGAAGGGCUAAACUUGUCUCCCAUGUUAACAGAGAUGUAUUGUAUAUAAACUGGCUAAGCACCUAGAUAGAGAUGAACAUCAAAGAUUUUCAUUGUUUUGAAGCUUAAAACUCAUUUAUAUUAAUCAAAUUUAAUUUUA
Messenger RNA from Hibiscus syriacus, 2681 nucleotides. RefSeq names its product U-box domain-containing protein 35-like. Bases 70 to 2343 code for a protein of 757 amino acids. The record is from RefSeq and is a predicted model, not a curated record. Gene Ontology annotation, molecular function: protein kinase activity; ATP binding. Gene Ontology annotation, biological process: protein phosphorylation. NCBI's taxonomy places the organism in Eukaryota, Viridiplantae, Streptophyta, Magnoliopsida, Malvales, Malvaceae. The transcript is spliced from 8 exons.